Messenger RNA from Hemisphaericaspora subhashii, 1278 nucleotides. It is a transcript of the gene RPN6, whose product is annotated as proteasome regulatory particle lid subunit. Gene Ontology annotation, biological process: ubiquitin-dependent protein catabolic process. Gene Ontology annotation, cellular component: proteasome regulatory particle, lid subcomplex. Gene Ontology annotation, molecular function: structural molecule activity; protein binding. The record is from RefSeq and is a predicted model, not a curated record. The coding region runs from base 1 to 1278 and encodes 425 amino acids. The transcript has a single exon. Lineage: Eukaryota; Fungi; Ascomycota; Pichiomycetes; Serinales; Debaryomycetaceae.
AUGCCAGACUAUACAACGCUAUUAGAGGAAGCAAAAUCAGCGGUAUCAGCCAAGGACUACCAAUUGGCUGAAUCCAAAUAUAAACAACUCAUCGUCAAUUCAACCAGCAUUGCUGGAACCCAUCCAACAGCAAAACAAUUACAACAACAAGAAUCAGCUAUAUUAGAAUUAGGGAAAAUCUACGAGUCACAACAAGAUGCAACUAAACUUGCCCAACUUUUAACUGAAUCCAAACAAUUAUUGGGACAUUUCGCCAAAUCAAAAACCGCCAAGAUUGUCAAAACCUUGAUUGAAAAUUUCGAUAAAAUUGAUAAUUCAUUAGAUUUACAAAUUGCUAGUUGUAAAGAAAGUAUUGAAUGGGCGGUUGAAAAUAAGUUAAGUUUCUUACGUCAAAACUUACAAUUGAAAUUGAGUGAUUUGCUUUAUGUUAAACACCAAUAUCAAGAAGCAUUGAAAUUAAUCACUGAUUUAUUGAGAGAAUAUAAGAAAUUGGAUGAUAAAUCCUCCCUUGUUGAAGUUCAAUUAUUGGAAUCGAAAAUCUAUCAUUCCUUACGUAAUAUCCCUAAAUCAAGAGCCGCUUUGACUAGCGCUAGAACUUCAGCUAAUUCGAUUUAUUGUCCAACUAUAUUACAAGCCGAAUUGAAUUGUCAAUCAGGGAUUUUGAAUUCAGAAGAUAAGGAUUAUAAAACAGCUUUCUCAUAUUUUUAUGAAAGUUUUGAAGGGUUUAAUAGUCAAGAAGACCCAAGAUCAAUCGUGGUUUUGAAAUAUAUGUUGUUGACUAAAGUCAUGUUGAAUUUAGUUGAUGAUAUCAAUAAUAUCUUGAAUAAUAAGAAUGUGACUAAGUAUAAAUCAAAAGACAUUGAUGCCAUGAAGGCAAUUGCAACUGCAUAUUCUAAUAGAUCCUUGAAGGAGUUUGAGAAUGCCUUAAUUACAUAUUCAACUGAAUUAAAAUCAGAUCCAAUUAUAAAGAAUCAUUUUAAUGCCUUGUAUGAUAAUUUAUUAGAACAGAAUUUAUUAAAGAUUAUUGAAUCUUAUAGUUGUGUUGAAUUAAGUCAUAUUUCAAAAGUUAUUGGGUUGAAUUUACAACAAGUUGAAGGAAAAUUAUCACAAAUGAUUUUAGAUAAGGUUUUCUACGGUGUUUUGGAUCAAGGUAAUGGAUGGUUAAUUAUUUAUGAUGAACCUAGGAAGGAUGCCGCAUAUGAGGCUUCUUUAGAGUUAGUUAAGAACUUGUCAAGUGUUGUUGACUUAUUAUACGAAAAAGCGUCUUCUUUAAAUUAG